AUGUAUCAGCGGGUAUUACAAGGUAACGAGAAGGGCCUCGGUAUGGACGACGCCUUGACGCUCGACACGGUCAAUAAUCUAGGCCUCCUCUAUCGGAAUCAAGGAAAGCUGGCACAGGCAGAGGCGAUGUACCAGCGAGCACUGCACGGCUUCGAGAAAGCGCUCGGCAAGGAGCACACCACGACGCUCGACACUGUCAACAAUCUGGGCACCCUCUUCGAUGAUCAAGGAAAGCUGGAGCAGGCAGAGGCAAUGUACCGGCCGGCAUGGCAAGGCUACGAGAAGGCUUUAGGUGAAGACCUUGUCGAUCAAUACGUGCGUGCGCUCAACACUUGUGAAAAUCUCGCUCACUUCCUGGUCCUGCAAGGUCAGCCUGUGGAGGUGACAGAGCUGUUUCAACGAGCACUGGCGGGACUGAAGAAGGUUUGGGGUUCUUCACACGAGCGAUGUCGACACCUUGAGAGUGCUAUAACAUCAAUAAAUCCCCAACAAGGUUUUGGAAUUGAUACAGCAGCGGCGGGUGCGUACCUUGAACCUCAAUUUCCGCACGGCGUACGUCUUACCUGA
Exophiala viscosa is the source of this 567-nucleotide messenger RNA. RefSeq names its product tetratricopeptide repeat domain-containing protein. The transcript is spliced from 2 exons. Gene Ontology annotation, molecular function: protein binding. The record is from RefSeq and is a predicted model, not a curated record. NCBI's taxonomy places the organism in Eukaryota, Fungi, Ascomycota, Eurotiomycetes, Chaetothyriales, Herpotrichiellaceae. The coding region runs from base 1 to 567 and encodes 188 amino acids.